UCGAUUUCAGCCAACUCUGAGUCUCUCCUGAUGUGCCAGAGGUCAUCAUCCGAUAGCUUCUUCCCUUCGCGCCGCCCCAAUAAACCGGUAGCUACUCUCAACUUUCGGGCUUCCUUCUAAUAUCCCUACCUUCUGGCAGUCCGCUACGCACGUCCCUCUCUUUUUUCGGAUAAGGCAGUUGGAUAUGCCGAUCCUAAAGGCCGGCAAGUGGGCGGAGUGGUGGAACGUGUACGUCGCGCUCAACUUCUGCCUUCUCGAAGAAGUGUUUCAUUGGGCAGAGCCGGCCAAUAAGGACGAGGAGGACGAAGUCCCCGAUGACGAGGUGGAGCUGCUGAUCGGCCAAGCCUGGAGAACGGAUACGGAGGGAGAACUACUCUGGAUUCUAUUCGAGAAGGUCAGGGACGAUCAUUUGGAGUCAAUCACGGGGGAAGUUCUGAUGUUCCUCGCUCAACUUUUGGUUGACCUGCGCUUGGAAAUUCUUUCGAGAGUGGAGGUGGGAGGAGUAGUCAACGACGCAGAGGAAGAGGAGGAAAGCAAAGAGGAAGAAGAAGAAGACUCGGAGCCUGAAGCCGACGAUCCCGAUUACCACGAGUUAGAGGAGAGUGAGUUGGGAGGGAGUGGACCGGACGAAUCAGGCAGCCCCAGCGAACAGAGCAACGAAGAGGACGGGCUAGCAACACGGCUGUCACAAGCGCUGCGGUGGAGAGCGAUGGCGCACCGGUGGAGAGCGAUUGCGCGGCGAUGGAACGCGUUACAAUGCAGCGAUAGCGAUAGCGAUGGCAGAGAUGAAAGAACGAUGCCGAUUGCGCACCGGUGGAUAACGAUGGCGCAGCGGUGGAGAGCGAUGGCGCAGCGCUGGAACAUCGAUGGAACAGAGAUAGCGAUGGCGCAGCGAUGGAACAGCAAUAGCGAAGGCAGCGAUAACGAUAGCGAUAGUGAUGGCAGCGAUAACGAUGGCGCACCGAUUGAGAUGGCGCAGCGAUAGAACCAACGUUGCGAUGAUAACUAUGGUGGAGCAACGACAACACAGAGCAAGACGAGGAUGAAAAAGAGAGAGAUGAAGAUGGGAGGAGGGCGGAUGUGAUAGAGAUAUCACAUUUUCAUGAUAAAACGAGAUACAAAAGCUAAAAGAAACGCAGCAGGGAGAGAGGUGUAUGCGACACGCCCUCCAAUGACAAACAACUGGUGUAGAAGGAGAAUGAAACGUUAGAACGUAA
Molecule: messenger RNA, 1217 nt
Organism: Chara braunii
Lineage: Eukaryota; Viridiplantae; Streptophyta; Charophyceae; Charales; Characeae
Source: the annotation of a GenBank genome assembly